Schistocerca gregaria is the source of this 992-nucleotide messenger RNA. RefSeq lists its product as uncharacterized. NCBI's taxonomy places the organism in Eukaryota, Metazoa, Arthropoda, Insecta, Orthoptera, Acrididae. The record is from RefSeq and is a predicted model, not a curated record. Bases 13 to 807 code for a protein of 264 amino acids. Gene Ontology annotation, cellular component: mitochondrial matrix. The transcript is spliced from 4 exons.
UCUCUUACUGUGAUGCUGUUACGUAGCUCUGUCGUGACUUCGGUCGUCCGGAGGCCUAGGAGGGCGCUGCAGGAGCCCGCGAGCGGGGCUCGAUUGGCCUCUCGCUCGGCACUGCCGCGCGCCGUGACAUUGAUCUCUAGCCGUCGCAUGUUUGGCGGCUGCAGGCGUUUCUACCAGUCGAUGAUGGACACGGAAAUGAAGUUGAUCAGGAACUUAGAGCAGUAUCUGAAGAACGACGCGGAGGAGGAGAUGGGCACAUUGGGCGACCUGCUGCUCAAAAAUGGGUGGAGGAUGGAUAUGAACGAUCAGGAGAUCAGCUUGACCAAGGUGGUUCGAAAUAACAGAGUUACGAUCGAGAUCAUACCAAACACUGAGGAGUCGGAUGCGGAGAAGGCACUGUUGGAUCAAGACGCUCAGGAGAGCGUGGACCCGGAGGUGUCCGACGGAGAAGAGGAGGCGGAUGAAAACGAGUUGAAGGGCCAACACGACUUUUUCAAAAUAUCUAUCAGCAGGGUUCAACCUGCGGGAGAAAAUCGGGGAAGUUUGAUAUUUGACUGUUCCGCUCGAGCCGGAUCUUUGAUGGUCGAAGAGGUCUCGAUACUGAAGCCAAAUCAGCCGUUAGAAGAGGCGCAGUCGGCCAUGUUCAGCGAAUUGAGCGAGAACUUGCAGUCGAGUUUUGAAGAGUACUUGCAGGAGCACGGCAUCAACGAAGACACGGCACACAUCGUGUCUUUAUGCCUAUACAAAUACGACCUGAGUUUGGACCAGAAAUGGGGAAACAGCAUUAUCGAGUUUUUGAGGUCUUGACUCUCUCUUUUUUGCGUACGAUCGAAUAAGUUGAUGUCUUGAGAGCGAGCGUGCGAUCAGCGCGCAGAAGGUCCAAGAAAAACAGGUCACAAUUUUGCGCAAUCCUGGUUCACAGAGCUUCUUCUUCUUCUUCUUUUUUUGUGUUCAAGGACUGAAAGGGAUAAAAUAAACGAUUUUCGAACCAU